Messenger RNA from Fraxinus pennsylvanica, 555 nucleotides. NCBI's taxonomy places the organism in Eukaryota, Viridiplantae, Streptophyta, Magnoliopsida, Lamiales, Oleaceae. The record is from the annotation of a GenBank genome assembly.
AUGGCGACUGCUUUACGAUCGAUGGCUCGUAGCUUGAGGAAGAAUAAUAUACCGCCGCUAUACAAUUCAUGCUCGUUUUUGCAAUCGCAUGCCACCAGUUUCGGUUUUAAGGAAGUUCGGGAAGAGGAAAAGAGCCAAAUGGUAGGUAACGUUUUCACAAGUGUGGCUUCAAGCUAUGAUCUCAUGAAUGAUGUGAUGAGUGGUGGUCUACAUAGAUUAUGGAAGGACAGGCUGGUUUCCAAGUUGAAUCCAUUUCCAGGAAUGAAGCAUCUUGAUGUGGCUGGUGGAACAGGGGAUGUUGCUUUCAGGAUCUUGGAAAGUAUAAAUAGUGUCAAAAAAAGAGCCACGCUAGAUGUUCACGAUGAUAAUUUGCUGGAAGAAACCAAGAUAUAUGUAUGUGAUAUCAACCCGAAUAUGUUAAAUGUAGGGAAAAAGCGAGCUGAAGAGAGAGGUUUUGGAGAUAAUAGAUCUCUUAUUUGGGUGGAAGGAGAUGCAGAAGCCCUGAAGUUUGAAGAUGAUUCAAUGGAUGGCGCUCUUCACCAUCUUGUCUAUUAG